AUGUCGCACCAGCACCAGCAGCAGUUCCAGUUCCCACUUCAGGCUCAACAAACCCAUCCUGCUACAGCUGCUCCCGUGCAAUCAAACGCAGCACCAUCUUCAUCCUCGUGGAUCUCCGACCACUAUUCUCUGUCCCAUACAGAGUCUGCAGAACCUUCGUUUUCUGGAAACAAUACCGACAUGUUUCGAAGCUCUUCUCCUUUGCUUUCUUUCCAGUAUUCCUCUUCCCCUUUUCCCAGCGGACCGGUAGGCUCCGCCACAGAUCCUCCGGCAGCAGGACUGCUGGCACCGAUAGUCAUCACAGCAGCCCCAGCAGUCUCGCUUGUGGCUCCGAGACCUGUGCGUGCACGGCGUCACCAGAAAUCCAUCAUAGCUGUUGAGGCUUUUGUUCCGCAACUGCAACCUUCACCAGCUAGCACCAAUAAUGAUCCUACCAUGAUAGUUCAGGGAGGGCCGUUUUUCGAGCCGCAGCAGUACCAGCAACCACAACCACAACCACAACCAUCACAACCACAAAUCCAGAUGCAAACUGCGGGCAGUAAUAGUAGUAGAUUAAACGAACAGCAUAACGUGGUAUGUAGCGAACUGGCGCAGUUAACGAUCAACAGUUCCCAACGAGGGAAGAUAGAACGGGUGGGACCUGGUAACGCCGUUACGCGUACUCAUGUGCGUGCACCGUCUGCAGAAUUUGCAGACGAAAUACCUUUCCCCAGUUUUUCAAGCACCAGCACAGAAUACGCAGACGGAUCUUCAGGAACCAGCAGUAGUAGCAACAGCAUUAACAACAACAACAACAACACUAAUAAUAUUACCAGCACAAUAGCGGCACCCAUAACCCCAAUAUCUACAGGACUAAAUACCGGCCGACGGCGGGCCACUACACACUCUCGGUCUCGGUCCCGUAAAGCUUCACUGCUUGAGCACUGGGAUAUUCAAAACAUCAGGCUGAGCGGCCAGGAUCUCGUAGGAUCUACAGACGUGUCACUUUUUCUUCCCGCAGACCUUGGGCCACCUCCACAGACACCUGAAAGAAGAAUUGGCUUCCACCACCGGACAGGAUCCGGUGUUGGUGCCGGCGCGGGUGUGGUAGGCGCGGGCCCCAGUGAAGGUCUGCAUGUGCAGACAAGUGACUUGGCACAGUUGCAGCCGAUGCAGUUGUACUCGCCGACCAGUGAAGCUGUGGCCGAACUGUUCCAGAUUAUGCGCCACACAAGCUUAGCCGGGAACAAUGGUGUUGGAUCAUCAUCUUCUUUGCUAGCACCCGCUGCUGCCCCUGCAUCUUUUUCUUCUUCUUCUGGUGCGUGGGGGUGCUGGCCCGGUACUGGUAAUGGGUACGAAGGCUACGGGGAGCCUGGGUUCCGUCAUUUGCGCACACCUUCUUCUUCUUCUUCUUCUUCUUCAUUGUCAUCGAAUUUUGUCGGGUACAAUUCGUUUGCCAUGACUUCCAAUACCAAUUCUAGUAAUGUCAGUGGCUAUGGAAACAGUUUUUGGUCAAUGUCAUCUGCACAGUCCGGGUUUGUGCCACCGUCGCCCGUGUCGCGCACGUCGCGUAACCCGAUUGUGGAAAACGAUGCGUUCCAGGCCGGUCUUGGAGGCGCACCGUCUGCUCCCACAGCCGUGGGUGGGGGCAUUGGUGGCUUUUCGUUUCCUUCUUAG
This is a messenger RNA of Magnusiomyces paraingens, 1656 nucleotides long. RefSeq lists its product as uncharacterized. The transcript has a single exon. The coding region runs from base 1 to 1656 and encodes 551 amino acids. NCBI's taxonomy places the organism in Eukaryota, Fungi, Ascomycota, Dipodascomycetes, Dipodascales, Dipodascaceae. The record is from RefSeq and is a predicted model, not a curated record.